Messenger RNA from Pseudoliparis swirei, 3029 nucleotides. It is a transcript of the gene fgl2a, whose product is annotated as fibrinogen-like 2a. The transcript is spliced from 5 exons. The record is from RefSeq and is a predicted model, not a curated record. NCBI's taxonomy places the organism in Eukaryota, Metazoa, Chordata, Actinopteri, Perciformes, Liparidae. The coding region runs from base 185 to 1690 and encodes 501 amino acids.
GCUGUGCUCAUACACACAUACACUCUUCAACCAAUACAUUCACAUACUCUCAUACUCACAAUCUGCAGCCGCAGACAUACACCACGACACACAUACAGACACUUUGAGUUCAUAUCAGAGGCGGCUGCAGACACUUUCACUUUACAUGCACUUAUUUCUCUUUUAGAAAUCCAAAAAAAGGAAAAUGAGGACAGUUGUAUUUUGCGUUUGUGCCGGUCUCCUGCUCACAGCCACGUUGGUGCCGCACACCAUCCGGGCGGCGGACUUCCCCAUCAACUCACACCAGAGACGGGACGCGAAAGGACCCUAUUCUUCAGGAUCUGAAUCUGGCACGACUCCCACCUCCUGCCCCAUUAAACUGAGACCCUCGGGCCAGUGCGGGAGCUCCGGGGUCGGGGCAGAAGAGGGGGAGGACUGCCCUUACCAGCUCACCCUGCCUCCCCUCACCAUCCAGCUGCCCAAGCAGUUCAGGCUGCUGGAGAAGACGAUGAAGGAGCUGCAGAGUCUGAAGGAGGUCGUCAACAAGCUGAAAAGCGGGUGCCAGGAGUGCCGCGGGGCGCGGGGCAACGGAGCGUUCGGACAUCAGCAAGCUGACCAGGGACACGUCCCCGUUCAGAAGGAUGCUGAGGCGGGAGUGAAGCUGGACCUGAAAGGUGGCUCGAGCCAAGAGAGGGGAGAUGGGAUGGUCCCUGGAGCUACCGUGGACCUUGCUGGAGUGGGGCAGGGUUCUAUUUUUGGGAAAAUUGCACCGAGCCCGAGCAGUAUGCAGGAGAUGCAGGUGAAGCUGAAUAAGAUGUCAGCCAGCCUGCGCAACGCGAGGAACCAGAUCUCGGCCGUGCAGGGGCGUCUCGAGGGGCUCAACCUGCUCAACAUGGACAACGUGCAGGCUAUGGUUGAUAGGCGGGUGGAGAAUAUCACCGGCGUGGUCAACAAACUCAGCUCCACAUGCACCAACCAGUGUGCAGUGCAGAACACCCCUCAGUUCAUCUUAGCCCCUCGGGAUUGUUCCGACUACAAUGUGCUGGAGGUGAGGAAGAACGGCGUGUAUCGGGUGACCCCUGAUCCCCGCAACGGCACAUUUGAGGUGUUCUGUGACAUGGAGUCCUUUGGAGGUGGAUGGACCAUGAUACAGCAACGGCUCGAUGGGUCCGUCAGCUUCAACCGCACCUGGGCCGAGUAUAAGAAAGGCUUCGGGAACCUGAGAAGUGAGUUCUGGCUGGGCAACGACCACAUCCACUUGAUGACCAAAGCCAAAGACAUGGUGCUGCGCAUCGAGCUGGAGGACUUUGAGGGCGUCCGGGAGUAUGCAAAGUACGACCAGUUCUACGUGGCCAGUGAAUUCCUUCGCUACCGGCUGUCCAUCAGUGGAUACAGCGGGACAGCUGGGAACGCGAUAAGUUUCAACAAGCACUUCAACCACGACCAGAAGUUUUUCUCCACGCACGACCGAGACAACGACAUGUACCCCUCCGGGAACUGCGGCGCCUACUACAGCUCCGGCUGGUGGUUCGACGCCUGCAUGUCCGCCAACCUCAACGGGAAGUACUAUCACAAGAGGUACAAGGGCGUGAGGAACGGGAUCUUCUGGGGAACAUGGCACAACAUGUCGUCAGAGUACUACCCGACUAACUACAGGCAGGCCUUCAAAACUGUCAAGAUAAUGAUGCGGCCCAAGAACUAUGCUCCUUAAGAGGACAGGUGAUUAUUAAUAUAGACAGACAGAUAGAUGGACGAACACACACAAAGUCAGAAAAAUGGAUGAACAAGUAGACUCAGAAACUCACGCACACGAGAAUAGCCGAGCAUUCGCACACAUUUACACAUGCAUACGUGUACACCGAAAAAUUAUUUACGCCCUUUAGACCAUUUGAAUGCAUUCACAAUCAAAGUAAUUGAGACAAAAAAUGUAAUCGUGAUAGUACUUAUUUCCACUGCAGUGAGUGUGGCCUUCCAAAUGUUGGAUUGCAAUGAUGAUAUGAAAGAACAAUGGACUAUGAAUGAUGAUGGACUAAUAUUAAAAUAAAAUAAAACACAUGCAGUGUAAAAGCCGGCCUCUCGCAGGGGCUAUAAUAUUAUACGGAGGGUUUACGGUGAACUAUUUCCCACUGUUUCCCCAUUUCUCCACUCGGUGUCCUGCUGCCUUCUGCUAUAAACCCCGCUGAGACACAGCACAGCACACAGUCGUAGUAAAAACUAAUGAGCUGUCAUUUUCUCUGCUCUAAAUGGUUUCAUAAUUUACAGCAGUCACUCAAGUGAGGGAUACGAGAGCUGACGAUACAGUUUUGAGUGGCUCUGAAAUUCAUUGUAAAACGACUUCACGCUUUGGUCAGUCACUACAGGAAGUAAUAUAUACGACACACUUUGGGCAGCAGCUCACCAGUAAUGGCUUCUCUGACGUUUGUUUAAUCACACUUUGGGGCACUUUGCUAAAAUACUGUCAUCCUGUACAUUAUAAAACAUCUCAGUAUGACAAUGCAGACUGAGAUACAUUUCUAUUGGAUCAUUUCCAAGUACAUUCUGCAUUAUUGAGUAGAUUCUUCUUGACAGCAGCCGCGAAGCUGGACACUGCUGCAAGAAAAACUGUUCCAAUUGUAUUUCCAUCAUUAUCUCUAGCAGCACUGAACUACUGCUCAUCUCUGGACGUCAUGCACCAGUUUUCACAUAACAAUCACCACUUGUACAAUACUGCCACCUAGUGUUAGAAAACUGUAUAGCGUCAUUUAAUCCAUUUUCUACACACUGUGAAGGAUGGGGAAAGAAAUGCUUCACUUUGAGGACAUGUACAGUAUUUAUUUUAUUUUGUGAGGUAUGAUAGCUUUUAUAUAAUACUUAAGUGGCACAGUACAAGGUCUAAUGUAUUGACAUUUGAGCAAUGAUAAAGUGUGCAUUAUUGUGACCAUUUAUAGUAAUUAUGUGUGUAUUUGGAGCUUUGUCUGUACAAUAUUGAUCUUUUCUAUCAUUCAUAUUCCACCGUCAUGCCAAAAGAUAUGCACUUUUUAUAUUAAAAAAGUAAUAAAGUUCUAACUACA